Amorphotheca resinae ATCC 22711 is the source of this 3946-nucleotide messenger RNA. RefSeq lists its product as hypothetical. The record is from RefSeq and is a predicted model, not a curated record. Gene Ontology annotation, biological process: iron-sulfur cluster assembly. The coding region runs from base 145 to 3570 and encodes 1141 amino acids. The transcript has 7 exons. NCBI's taxonomy places the organism in Eukaryota, Fungi, Ascomycota, Leotiomycetes, Helotiales, Amorphothecaceae. Gene Ontology annotation, cellular component: cytosolic [4Fe-4S] assembly targeting complex.
CUUCAACUGGUACCGGAUUGUACUUGAUUAGAUCUUCUGCAAUCAACAGUAACAUUAUCGUCGCGACAGUGGUGCUCUCAACCACUUGGAGAUAGAACUCCCCACGCGUCUACGCACGAAGACCAAUGACCAUACGUCGUGAAGAUGGAGGACAAGAACAUUGCCGACUGGAUGAACACCUCAGACCCCAGCCAACAGAAGGCUAUUGUGGAUGAUAUUGCCGGCAGACUCGAUCUUGCAGCAUUAAAGAUUUCUCAAGUAUUUCUUGGUCUGCAGCCUUAUCUGACCAAUGAAGAUCAACCACUCCCCCAGAUAGCUCAAGCCUUGCGUCUUCUCGCAGACGUUCUAAACCAGCUCCAAGCACCACUUGAUAGAAUCGAUAUACAUCAACUUACUACGUACUUCUGCCAACGUCUCGUCAAUGAAGACCGACUCGGAAGCUUUCGUGCAGGGAUCAAGGAGUGCGCUGAGAUAUUAUCAGCUUUGGCGAAGAUGAAACCAAAAUUCCCUUCUACUGAUGCAAGACUUAUCGCUCAGGCAAUAUUCUCGUUCAACAUAGAAAGAAACUUAAGAGAUCAGAAGGCCGCCACACGUCGAACCCUCUUGGAGCUCCUUGAUACCCUGAUACAAUUAUACAAGCCCAGUCUCAUUAUUAAUGGAAGUUCGAAAGCAUUUGUUGAAGGUGUGGUUUUAAUGGGGGAGUUUGAAAAGGAUCCCACAUGCCUGGGUAUUCUGUUACCCAUGUAUGAAAAGUUGAGCAAAGAGUGGGAGCUCAGUGAAGACGCCCUACUUCUCAUCUGGGAUUCAUUCGUCCGCUAUUACCCAAUCACCAUCAGUGGUCAAAAUGCUUCAGUACCGACCCCGGAUGAUCUAAGACGAUUCCUGUUAAAUUGCUUCAUUUCAAACGACACCUACGCAAAGAAUGCUUUCCCACGACUCAUCGAGCUGCUUGACACUAGUCAAGAUCUAUCCGCAAAUGUCAAGAAUGAGGUUUUCCGUACAAUGGAAACCUGCAUCACGAGUUAUUCCCUCCCAGCAGUCCUCGAAUGGGCUCCAAAAGUUUGGGAUUCUGUGAAAUUCGAGGUAUGGAAUGGGGAAAACGAUGAGUUCAUCCGCGGUGCCCUCAAUGUCAUCCAUGGAAUAACAAGAGCUCUAAGCAGUCAAGCCGACUGGAACGACACUGAAAAUCCAUCUGUCAAGAUCGUUCUUUCAAUAUUGAAUGAAUGCAAAGAGCGUCUAAUCGAUUCUAGACAAAGACACGUAGUUGAAACUGGGAAAAUACUGUAUGCGGUUGCUACAGCAUCCCCGUAUGGCUUUUCUUGGGCCACUAGAAUGCUCCUUCCGUCCAUGUUCACUCACUGGCAGGGCUUAGUGUCAAAAUCUGACAAGACUGCUAUUCUGGGCAUUUUUAACCGCAUCUUGGAGGCACGCUUACUUGUCGAACAAGAACUGGAGGCCAAAUUGAGGGACGAAGCCUCUUCCCAAGCUACGCCGAGAGGUGAUGGCCUUUCACCACCAACCCGGGCCGACUACUUGAGUCAAAGCAAGGACCGGCUUGCCUCUACGCUCAAUGAAACUCGACGAAAUCUUGUCGAUGACAUAUAUUUCAGUGCUAUGACUGAAAAGAUCUCUGAUUCGCCGGAUGGCACGCAAUUCCGAGUAACUACCAUUCAAGGUCUCGUGUUCUUGAUGAGCAUUCAAGACCUUCUCUCGGAUUUCGAGAAAGGUGCCAUCAUUGAAUCCCUUAAUGAGAUCCUUUUACAACCGAAUCAAAUCGACAGUCUGAGCGAAGCAGCAGCGUCGGCUCUCCAAAAGAUUUCCACGGGCGAUCCCGUAAAGUUUCAACAAAUUACUCUAGUAAACUUUAUGAGCAAGCUUCCGAAAAGUAUAUCUGCAGAUAAGCGUCAAAGAAAAUCGGAAUUGGACAGUGUCAUCGACCUCUUGGAUUCUUUAACAAAGAUCGCAUGCACAGCAACUUGCAAUGCAGAAACCGGUCAGUCAGCAACAGAAACAGAUCCGAAACAUUAUGUCUUUGAUGUCUACCAAAAAGCCUUGUUAUCAAAGCUGUUCGAUAUCAUCAAGCAAGAUGGCCAACUUCCAUACGCAAAUGUUAUCUUGGGAGCCAUCUACCGAGGUCUUGUGUCAUUUGAUGGUGUGCUCGAUAAAGAACUAAAGUCAACUCAUUCGGCGAAACCUUUUGUUUCAUCGCUUCACCCAUACGCUUGGAUUCCAUUAACAUUGCUCCAACAGUUUGUUAAGAUCAAGCAUGGCCCGACCAACUCUGAAACCCCAUAUGUGGGACUUGAUUUGCCACUGGAUAAAGAUGAAGUUGUCGACAGAUUUGUUAGUUUGCUGGGCGAUAUCAUCACUUUGGCGCUCCGCUCUAACCAGACAACCGCCGAAAAUAACUUCCUGAACAGUCGCGAUGUACAAAGUCCAAAUGUCUCCAGUCAAAUCUGGUCCCUAUUUGUUGAGAAUGCCCCUGAAAAUCUUAAUAGCACUCAACAGGACUUAAUAUAUGGGCCUGGUGACAAAUGCUUGGCCAGUGCGCUCUCGAUGUCUUUGGUAGCUGGAGUUCGUCGUGAGGAUAAAUCCAGGCUUAAAAUAGACGUUGGCAACGCGGCCCUGGCGAUGAUCAAGAAUGCUACCAGCACCCAAAAUGAGUGUUCUUUGUAUGCUCGUGUCUCGAUGCUGUACUUCCUCCAGCUACUUGUCAACAAGUUCGGUGCUGCUGAGGAGAAAAUUGGAGGUCGUAGCCUUGUUGAGAUCAUGGUGGACCUGAUCCACAGCUGUAACUCGAAUCCCAACGAGCUUGAAGUAGAGCGUUACUACCAAACCCUCUCCUACUUCACGGCUGCAGCCCUCGCUUGUCGUGAUAAGUCUGACCAGACAUUGAUCAGUCUUAUGGUUCAGGGAAUCAAGGAUCCGAAAGCUGGGCGAAAGGUGGCAAGAAGCUUCCGUAUCCUUCUGGGUCCGUCAAAAGUCAUGUGCAAGGAGAACUUCUGUCUCCUGCGUCCAAUUCGACAAGGACGCCUUUUCCAAUUUGCAGUCGAGGAAUUUAUUAAGCUCUGGCGUGCUUAUUCAUUUGAACUACAAGGAGAUCCAAACGCUAAGGAUAUCAAGACCAAUUGCUUGAUUGCUCUCACUGGCUGCCUUGCGUACAUGGACACCAAGGUUUAUCUCAGUCACGUCAAUGAAGUCUUUCCGCUUAUCCUCGAAGGCACGAAUGUGCAGAAUGAUGACUUCACUAAGUUGGCUUGCAUAACCAUCAUUCGCACUCUUGUCCCGGUCUGUCCCGGUGUCAUUGAAUCUCAUCUUGACUCAGUGAUCAACCGUAUGACAGAUCGCACACACAACACAUACUACUCUCCAUCAGAUGCAAACGUCGCUAGCCGUGCAGCCGCUCUUGAAGUUCUGGCUUUGCUUCCUAGACAUAUCGACAAGGUAGCUAUGCUAAAGCGGAAGAACAAGGUUAUAAGUGAGCUGGAUACUGCGUUGGCUGAUGUUUCGAUGGAGGUCCGUACACAGGCUCAAAAGUGCAAGAUGUGGUAUUUCAACCUCGUUGAAUAGGCCACCUUUGCCAAAUGAGAUUAUGGAUUUGAUUUCUUCGGGUGUUAUCAGGCAUUCAAUGACUGCUCGAGGUACGCAUAGCGUGGGCGUUUUACCAUUGUUGUCAGAUCGACUACACGAAAUGGCGUUACGAGUAGAUAGGCAGGCAUAUGGAGGCAUGAAGACCACAUGAUAUCUGAACAAUAAAUUACAGUUGCAUGAAUGAACCCUUUCUGUUUUAUCUCAGACCCGAUCAAGUGAAGAAGUACUAGUGAUGGUAACUCGCACACAUGGUGUAGUAAUUGCUUGCGGCAAUCAUCCUCUGGGAUUAGAUAGUGAUCUUUCUCUCAAGAUAAUAUCUCUGCAAAACGGCCAGGUCAUGUCACAGAAUGCCGUU